Sungouiella intermedia is the source of this 528-nucleotide messenger RNA. NCBI's taxonomy places the organism in Eukaryota, Fungi, Ascomycota, Pichiomycetes, Serinales, Metschnikowiaceae. The record is from the annotation of a GenBank genome assembly.
AUGAAGUCACCCAUCCAAGACCUCUUGGUUAUUCUGGAACUUGGAAGGGCGCAUCUUGUUAAUCUCAAUGUUCUGAAUGAUGAUGAUCACCAAGUAAUUGUGUUCCCAUUUGCUUCCGAUCAGUUUGCUCAUUUCAACCACGAGCAGCUCAGCAAUAGCGAAAAGCUGCUUAUGACACUGCCAAGUUACAAUCCGGGUAAUAACGGAGACUCACGGAAUGAUUUGGAGGUUGACCUUGAGGACGACCACAAGAGUUUUACAAUUUACAAUGAAUCGACUCAGUUUACUGUUCCCUUGGUAAAUGAUUUUGAAUAUCUAUCGGAUAAGGAUCCUGAUCUUUUCAAAGAUAUCGAAUACCAGAGUCCUUCUAUCACAGAAUGUGUGAAUUCCAGACUUCAUAGCAUUCCACGAGAUCCCGAGCACCCACAGUCGAAUUUGAUACUUGCGCAUAUGAAUGAGUGUAAAAGCAGUUCGACCGAAGCUCAACCAACUCCAGACUCAUGUAACCUACCAAUAGAUUAUAGGUGA